AUGUCGGUCUCUGGAUACAACUCUCAUCCCACCACAACUCCUAGCAACAGUUUCCCUGGCGCUACUGCACCUGUGACGAAAACCACAACUCCAACACCAGGACAACAACCGCCACAACCGGGACGCCCUGCUACCUCGUUCAGGAUAAAUACAAACAACAAUGACUUGGCCAUCAAGAACGCUAUUGCCGGAGGUCUCCUAAGCUCACCCACAGGGAUGCCUCCUGCGACAUAUAUCUCCAAGUUCAUGACCUCCUCAGCACCCAAGAUCAACUCCAACCCUUUCGUCAAUACCAAUCCCUUCAUCAACCCCAGCAGUAGUGGAAAUAGUGCAGGAGGGGGCAGCAAUAUCAACAAAACUCAUUUGGUCAGACGAUCCUCAAAACGGAAAAGUAUAGGCGGUGUCUCAUCCAGAGUAGGCGUUGGUCCUGGAAUCAACCCGACUUCAGCCCUCACCGCGCAGAUUGCUGCUGCAGCUGCUGCAGCAACCGCCAAAGGAACAAACGCCAACAAUGCCAACAAUCGCGUCAAGGCAACCGGAGGUGACAGCGGUGAAACCAACGACAGCAACACUGGGAGUGGAACUGUCAGCGGGAAGGGCAGGGGAAGCGGAUUCAAGACGCCGGACCUGCGACCGUACUAUCCGUCCUUUGGAUCCAUGGGCUUGAUUCCAUCGCCAGCAACGAGUCAGCGAUCGCUUUCUUAUGGCGGUCCCAGCACCACCGUUGCCGCAGAGACAGGGACCAUGGGCGACAAUCAGAAUAUCGUGCAGGACCCUCCAGAACCAGGACAGCAUGGAUACCAUCCAGUCUAUGGCCUGCGCAGGAGUAAUAGUGUGGGCAAGUCCAGUGGUGCUGCGGGAGGAUCUGGUGCGUCGGGAAGUGGAGGGGGCAAGACGGGAUUUGCUACACGGUUUCGCAAACUUCGGCACCGGCGUGGUUCGCGCGAUAGCACCAAAAAGGGACCGUUCAACAAUGCAGGGCUUCCGCCCAGGAUGGCGUUCAGCAUGUCACCUUCGAAACCACUACCACUCUUCUUGGACCCAACUCUGCCACCUCCACCGCCGAUUCGCACCAACAGCAGUGUCAGUCUAAACCGAGACAGCCCCACAGCAACAGGAUCUACUACACCCACAACAGCCAACAUCGCAUACUCAAUCCCCUUUGGAUAUGGAGGGAUGGGUGUAGCUCCAUUGUCGGUGGUUACCAAAAACUCUGGAGUUGGCCUAUCGUCGUCUUCAGGCGCAGGAGGACAAUCAACUGGUGCCAGCACACCCACGACAGGACAAACUCCACGAGAAUCAUCUUCAACUGCACGAUUCAGGAAAAUGAUCAAGCGGAAUGUGGGUCUCUCGACACCCACGGCCGCAACACACAACUUUGCACCAGGAUAUGGAGGAGCCACGGCGUCGACCAAUUCUUCGCCAAUUGUAGGAGCUACGGGGUCCUUGUUGGCGCCCAACGGUGGCUCCAAGGUCACGUCUAUGUCGACAGGAGCGAUCGUCGAUCUUGUGUCGGGAGAUGAUCAACCCUCCAAGUUUAGAGUUUCACGGAUGAAGAGACGGAAAAAGAAGCUGACCAAGAAGGCAUUGAACGACGGUGGAUCACCACUUUCGGACGAGGACGAUAUACCCCUGAGCAUGCGGGUUCCCAACCUAAAGGAGCAACAACUAGCGCCAUCGUCCCGACACCAUCGUUUCAUGCCUCACCUUCACAGUCACCAUCACCAUCGCCACCGGCAACUGUACUCCCAACUUUCUGGACAACGGCAAGGGCAAGGGGAGCGAACUAACCAACCCAUCGUCUUCCAAGUCGCCUCGCAGGCUUUGAGAGAGGCACGAGAGUCUAAUCAGGAUCCCAACGUGCUCCUGGCAGAACUGGAACCUUUACCCGCCAAAUCUGUCGAGGCCAUAACAGGACUCAGCGGCGACACUCCAUUAAAUGCGACCCUGCUUCCAUCUGCUGCCUCAACGAUGCAAUCGACCACCUCUGCCGCUACUGCCAACUUGAUGAUGUUCCCACUUAUACCCAUGAUGGCCAGUAUCAUCCCUUCAAGCUCUAUGGGCUCUGGAACCGGAUCGAUCAACAGUUCCAUGUUUAUCUCGACCCAACAGGAAAAGCAGCAACAGCAGACUUCGCCGCGUGGGAACAUGACAUCUCUCUCAAUGACUUUUGCUUCUCAGGCACAAUAUUCACCACGCCGCCCACUCCAAGUCGCCGGCGCGCACCCACUGAGCGAACGCAACUUUUUAUUCAAGUCUUAUCAGAACUCGAAAUUCCAGGGCCAUUACGCGUUCAGGAUUCGUGGGGACCAGCUCGAGUUUGGGAAACUACCAGUGGCGUACGAGCAGGCUUGUGCGCAGUACUUUCGAGAGGUCGAUGUCUCGUUUCGACUGUUGGAGAAGAAGGCCAAGGACUGGAGGGAUCAGCGCAAGGAGGCUCUGGCGAAGAGAGAAAAGAUGCAGGAGAGGUAUCGUCGACGGCCGGUUCGAUCUGAACCAGGUCCACCUGCUUAUCGUUCUCGUCAGACAUCUCUGGAUCAACUGAAGCAAGAACAACCAAAGGAAAAGAUCUUGCGUGACACACCUUCCAGUUUGGCGGAAUAUGACAGUACUAUCGGCAGUAGUGGAGUGCCUAGCAGGAGCAACAGUCGUGCAGGAACCCGAUCGCGAAGCAGCAGCGUCAGUCGAAUCGAGACCGGAUCUUGCUCGUCUCUUCAACUCUCCUUUGGAAUGACCAAGGACGAUCCUAAUCAACCGCAACUAGUUCAUGCCGACUCUAUCAGGAGAAUCCUGUUGGAUCGUCACCCUCUGUUUAGUAGCGAGAAUGUCUUGACUCAAAGCCCCACCAACUCUGUCAACAACUCUCAGGAAGACUUGGGUCAGUUUCCUGACACCGCCACAGCCACCGCCAACAACAGCAAACAAGAUCACCGAUCGAACAGCGCUAGUGGUGGCGGAAGGGCUCGAGGAUACAGCGAACCUGCCCACCCUGACGAACUACUCCUCCUCCUAGACGACGAAGUCGACAAUAUCAACAACCCGCCCAUUGUCUCAGGAGCCUACUACAACGAACUGGACGAUCUCCUUAUUCAAGAUGUCGAACACUACCGCAAUCUCCCGGCCUGGCGACAGCGAGAGCUUCGGGAACAACAGGAGAGGCAAUGGGCGGUUGACGAUGACUACUGGCAGAAGGUCGAGUGCGAACAUUCGACCGAGGUUCGAGCUGCUCAGUAUGGACUGGAGCUAUGUCUGUUGGAACUUAUCAAGCCUGUGGACUAUGAGCCAUUCGAUUCUAUCCACCAAAUCGAAAUCCUCAACGAGAACCGAGAUGCGGCAUUGUUCUCGAUCGCGAAUGCCAGCAGGACGAACGUGAUGUGGCUUGAAUCACCCUCCCUCAAACUCAAGUACGAGUUCUUCAACUGGAUCGCCAUCAGCCUCAUGGACCACGGAGAACCGGAUCUUCAGGAAGAAGCGCGUCAGGACAAUAAUGAACUCGACAUCAACUCCAAAGAAGAACAACGAUGUCGUGGCAAAACACUCUCGACAACUUUAAUCCGAGCGAUCGAGAGCGAUGAAGUCCAGUCGGCUCUGCACCCUUCUCCGGUGACUGGGUUGACGUUGGCAGAGACGGUGGAUGGAAAGAUUAAGGAUGUGAAUGAGCGGAUUGUUGUUUGUGCGCGGAUCAUGGGUGCCGCUCGGUUUAAUCUGAACCGGUUAAAGUACGAGAUUGAGUUGGAACAACGAUCGAUCCGCCUAUUCCGACAAUACAAGAUCGCGAUCGCGAUUGUCACAGUCUUAAUCCUGCUAUUUUUCUGGUACCUCUAUAACUGUCGCCAUACAGCUGCUUCUGCUGCCGCGACUGCAGCACAAGAGGCUGCAAAGGCUACAAAGGCAGGACACGGGUUCACACACUGGUCACCCUUUUCUCUCUUCGCUAGCCGCGACGAGCCUCAACACCCAGACCUUCCACAUUCUCAUCCUCCUCCUCCACGUCCAAUGUCAUGA
Messenger RNA from Linnemannia hyalina, 4005 nucleotides. The record is from the annotation of a GenBank genome assembly. Lineage: Eukaryota; Fungi; Mortierellomycota; Mortierellomycetes; Mortierellales; Mortierellaceae.